Molecule: messenger RNA, 1692 nt
Organism: Chilo suppressalis (striped riceborer)
Lineage: Eukaryota; Metazoa; Arthropoda; Insecta; Lepidoptera; Crambidae
Source: the annotation of a GenBank genome assembly
AUGGAAGAAGCUAUAAAGUUGAACCCCGAACAAUUUUGUAGAACUUGCUUGAAAAAGUCGCUAAACAUGGUUUCGCUAAAUAAAGAAUUGGUUGAUAAAGGCUGUACUCUUGCCGAUGUUGUAUCUUUAGUGUCGAAUAUAUCAAUUAAAACGGAUAAACAGUUCCCCGAGCAAGUGUGCAUUGAUUGUGAGACGGUCGCAUUAACAGCGAAUGAGUUUAGACAGCGCUGCGUCGAAUCACAGAAACUUUUAAGCAAGGUAUUCCAAAGUUAUGUUGUUGAUCCUUCCAUCACAAUACGCAAGGUAAAGAAAGAGGAAACCGGUUUCAAUAUUGAUAUUAAUAAAUUGACAAAUCAAUGUCAACUUCCUGAUAGUACAAAUUUUACGAAAAGCAUGAAAAACGAAUUGGAAGACAACUCUUGUGGUUCAAAUGAAAUUUUAUCUAGACUAGAGCUAAAGAAAGCAAUAAAAAAUGAAAUGCCAUAUUUUUCCAAUGAGGAUGAUAUGAAUUCAGAUUUUAUAGAUGAUAAUGGUGCGGCUAGUUUUCCUAGUGAUAUUAGUUUGAUGUAUGCACUCGAUAGUAAUCUCACAGUUGUUAAUAAGGAAGAUAAAUCAAUAGAAAAUCUGCAAAAACCAAUAAAAUCUGUAAAACACAAAAGUUAUUUGUUGCCUAUAAAAUGUGAGUGGUGUGAAAGGAUAUUUAAAACUGAGAAAUCAUUCACUAAACACAAGGAAACACAAUGUGUACAAUCAAAUGUUAAUAUAGAAGUUGAGUAUUUCCAAUGCUCAUUGUGUAUGAGAAAACUCAAAAAGAAAACUUCCUUAAUAGCACAUUUGAAGCACCAUGAAAUUCAGGACAGCAUAAAAUUCAUGUGCGACACAUGUAAACGCGAAUUUAAGCAUCAAAGUCAUUUAGAUAAACACAUAGCGUCCAUGCACAGGAAAGAAAAGAAAGGCUUCACUUGUGAAUACUGUUUGUCUAUUUAUCCUUCGCAAGAUACGUUAGAUAUACAUAAGGAGAAGCACAAAAAACAGAAGAAGCACAGAUGUCAUGUUUGCAGUAAGGCAUUCAACAUGUUGUCCACUUUGACAGAUCAUUUAAGAACACACACAGGAGAAAAACCAUUCUUAUGUUCUAUUUGUGGCCGAGGUUUUAGUCAGAGGACUAAUUUGGCGCAGCACAUGAGGAGGCAUUUAGGUCUGAAACCUUUUAAAUGCCGAGAGUGUGGGAAGGAGUUCGUAUCAAAAGGCGAGUUAGACGCGCACGAGCGUAAGCACAGCGGCGCGCAUCCGUUCGUAUGCGACGAGUGCGGGGGCGGGUUUACUACUUCCAGCUCGUUGGUGAAGCACCGACGGGUGCACACUGGAGAGAGGCCAUACGCAUGCGACUUGUGCCCUAUGAAGUUCAGUGCCUCAGGUACUCUCAAGAGCCACAGGAGAACGCAUACAGGAGAGAAGCCGUACCAAUGUUCCUACUGCGAGAAAGCAUUCGUCCAACGACAAGACCUGGUCUCCCAUAUACGGUGUCACACGGGAGAGAGGCCGUUCGUCUGUAAUGUCUGUGGCCAGUCCUUCCGGAAGUCGUCCGGACUCAAAGCUCAUGUGAGAAUGCACAAGGAGCAAAAUAUGGAGACGUUGCAACCGGGAAUACUCAGUGGUGUGACAAGUGCGAACGGAACGAUGGGUAGCUAA